CUUGUGAUCUUCUCUUUUCUCUUACAGUCCAAACACCCCAAGCAUCAUGGGCUCCGUGGCUGAAUCAGAGAGAACUCUGUACCCUUAUGUAACUGGAUCAUCAGUUGUUGCCAUCAAAUACAAAGAUGGGAUUCUUAUGGCUGCUGAUAUGGGAGGUUCCUAUGGGUCUACCCUGCGAUACAAGAGCAUUGAACGUUUGAAGCCUGUUGGAAAACAUACUCUUCUUGGUGCCAGUGGGGAAAUCAGUGAUUUUCAGGAGAUUCUUCGCUACCUUGAUGAACUUAUCCUGUAUGACAACAUGUGGGACGAUGGGAAUUCCUUGGGUCCUAAGGAGGUGCACAAUUACUUGACUCGUGUGAUGUAUAAUAGGCGUAACAAAUUUAAUCCACUGUGGAACUCGCUUGUACUUGGUGGUAUUAAAAACGGGCAGAAGUAUCUUGGCAUGGUUACCAUGAUUGGUGUUAAUUUCGAAGAUAACCAUGUAGCAACAGGGCUUGGAAAUCAUUUGGCUAGGCCAAUUCUUCGUGAUGAAUGGAAUGAAAAUUUGACCUUUGAAGAAGGUGUUAAAUUACUGGAAAAAUGCAUGCGUGUGCUCUUGUAUCGAGAUAGGUCUGCUGUCAACAAGAUUCAGAUAGCUAAAAUAACGGAGGAAGGCUGUACUGUUUUCCCACCGUUCUCUCUGAAAACUUACUGGGACUUCUCGGCAUUCAAGGACCCGUCGGCUGGUGCUCCAGGUUCAUGGUAGUUGGUUGUCAUCUUAAUUGCUUCAUAUUGAACUUUCCAACAAGUAUUGUGUUACAUUAAAUAGAUAUGAAAUCACCGAUCUGGAAUAUAAUUGGAUUGAUGUGUUUGUGCUUUUUCUUGAAAUGAUAUGGAUGUUGAUUUGAUCUUGAAA
Molecule: messenger RNA, 895 nt
Organism: Prosopis cineraria
Lineage: Eukaryota; Viridiplantae; Streptophyta; Magnoliopsida; Fabales; Fabaceae
Product: proteasome subunit beta type-4-like
Exons: 6
Coding region: 47-745 (232 amino acids)
Cellular component (GO): proteasome core complex; nucleus; proteasome core complex, beta-subunit complex
Source: RefSeq, a predicted model, not a curated record